CACAGUUUCCCACGCUGAACAUUGGUCACUUCACAAACGCCCACCGAAGAGACAUGGACACGGACAAUGACAGCAACUCCAACAGUUUCGAUAUGGAAGACCUCUGGGUGCCUCAGCUACCGCACGGAGUCUUGAUGGCGAUUGGGGUUGAUAGAGAGGAUGUGACAUCACUAGCGAACAACCCACAGGCAGCAGGCAGUUCCAAUAAUACGGAGGCAGAGCAGUCACAGAACAAGAACACUGGAGUCAGGACUUUGAUGCCUUCCGCCAUAGGAGUGGGCGGAGAUCAGCACGCGAAUGGCCAUGGGAAAGAGGACACAUACAAAACCCCUGCACCGAAAAAGCGAGCAGCACAAUCACAUAUGAGGAGUCUACUCGCGGACUCGCCGGACGACUUUUCUCCUCUGCGAUUGGACGAGGGUUCCGCCUCACGGGUCACGGGCCAACUAGACACGCCAUGGCGGCAACCCGACCAGCGAAACCGGUUCAUAACGCCACUCCACGCGCGGGCUCUGAACCUCCCGGUUGGCUGGUCACCCUCAUUAGAAACUCCGUUGCCAAAUGGGAAGCAGCGGGCCGUGACGCCCGGUCACAUUGCGAGUCUUCUUCGGCGGAGGCAGUUUCAGUCUUUGGCGGCUCAGGAGUCUCCUACGGCUUGGGCUACGGUUGGGCCUCGGAGUAGAAGCCCGGAGGGAACGCCACCUGUCAUGCCGGCCAUAGCACCUGCGGAGCAGAUACGCGUCCUGCAUGAAGAAUCGAGGAUGUCUAAUGUUGAGAAGCCGAAGGCGCUGUCGGCUGAUCGUGCGCUGGGGCGCUUACUGGCGAAUCGACUUGGCAAUGCACGGAGAGAAACGUCGGUAAAAGAAAACGAUUUCAGUUCUCUGACACCGGGAGUCAAAGUUUCAGGAACAGGAGUAAAGUGGUUGACGCCUUUCCUGGGUCAGCAGAAACCGAAGCCCCUCGCGAAAUCCAACACGAGGCAGAUCCGUUCUGCUGAAGGGCGACCGAAAAGGAUGUUGCUGACUCCGAGGACUGCUGAUCCGUCUCCGUCGAAGAACGACUUUGAUGACAUGUUCGCUAAUCAAUUCGUUCGUGAGCCGUCUCUCACCGCUGUACCGAGCUUGCACAAUGCUCUGCAGGGCGAGGCUGCUAAAAGGAAUGCAGAUCAGGCGAUGCGCGACGAAACACCGCUGAAUGCCAAGAGGAAACGUCGGGGAGGUACCGUCACGAAGAUCCAGGACAUCGUUGGGCCCGAGCAAAUACAGCCGCUGGAACUGUCUGAUAUCAUUGGGACUGUCCCAACGACAUACGUCUCCUCAAAUCAGAGCAGGAAACCCAACAAAAGGCGAAAGUCGAAGGGCGACUUCCCCAAGCUUACUGUACAGUCUCAUUGUGUGACGCCAUCUGAAGAUCUCACGACCCAAGCCGCUCCAACAGGCGAUGACUUGAGCUUCUGGGCAACUACCAUCCCGACUAGGGUGCCCAAACCCAAUUUUGACGUUGUUGGGACGUCAACAAUCACGGCAUCGGGGCGCUCCACCACCGCCAGCAUUGCCAUAGGUCGCGCAGAACAGAACCCCUUCCAGGAACGACCUCAGGAGGAAAGGAAACGAGGUCGCAAGCUACGGCACUCGGAUCCGCAGGGCAACGUUAGAAGAAGCGAGCGAAUACGACGCGGGGAGAGCGGUUGUAGCAGUACAAAAGAGAUCAAACAUAUGAAAGCGAAACCCGGCACGGCACGGACCCCGGCGCCGGCGCCGGCGAGCCCUGUUGCACGAAGAUCUGCACCGUACAGCAAUGAGCAUACGAGGCGUCUCAAAAAGGAAGCGUUAGACACGUUUGAAAGCAUCUUUUCUUCUUCGCCCUUAUCGGAUGUAUCCGUGCUGAGCUCUCCGGAGUCUGUGUAUUCGAAGAAAUCUGAUGCGGGCCGAAAACGAGGAAUGAUGAUCAAAGCGGCCUCACCAUGCCUGCCAUCUUCGAGUCAAUCGGCACACCGUGAGCUUUGUGCCAUGUCGAGUGAUCUUUUCAAUGCGGCAGGUGGCUCCGAACCUCAUUCGCCUCCACGUCCAUCUCCCGUUUACGAUGCAAAAGCGACGAACAACGGCCCAGGCGCCGCACCAAUACUGAUAUCGUCGUCACCCGCGAAAGCCCAGUCCCCUGUCGCGCGGGAGAUCCCAGCACGGCUGUCAUCCCCUCAGUCGAAGUCGCCGGAUGAUAAUGAUAGAGUCGACAUUGCGGACCUUAUGAACAUUCUCGAGAUUCCAAGCAUCACCCCGCCGAACAAACGGAAGCGCGACUUGGGUUCGAAGGCGCCAUAUCGGAAUGGACUGUUGCUGCAAACCUCGGAACUGGAUUCGAUCCCGUCGGAUGUGGAGUCUGAUGGCGAUGCUGCUCAUACGGUUGCUGUCGGGGAUGGUGUCCCAUCAACAGCGACCGCGGCCGAAGCGCCGGCAAACUCGAUGAUCGUUGAAACGCAGGAAGAAGACGACUUCCCACAUAUUGGAUCUCCCGCGCUCUUAGAGCCUACUGCUCGCUCACAGGGUAUUGAAAUGGAAGGCUCGUUAGAUGCUACGUGCAGUCAGCAACUGCUUCUGAUCUCAAGUCCAGUCGGAUCCAACCAUGUGGAACUCAACCUGAUUGCAAGCAUCGCGGAAACUAUCAAACACGAGCAUAUAGAUACCCAAUCGAGCGUAACCCAGAUGACUAGCAUCACCGACGAUGUAGAUACGCAGUCUGUCGUAACGCAGAAAACCACCAUCAUCGACAACAUAGAAACCCAAUCCAGCGUGACGCAGAAGACCACCAUCAUCGACAACGCAGAUACCCAAUCCACCGCAACCCAGAAAACCACCAUCAUCGACACGGGCCAGGACGUGAUCCCCGCCACCCUUUCGUUGACACCUCGACUCAAUCGCGCGGAAGUGAAGAUGAAACAGGCGGUCAUUGAUGUGCCUAGCUCGCCGGAGUCGCAGACGCAGGGGUCGGAGUGUGACUCGCCUUCUAUCUUUCGGCGGUUUCCGAUGAUGGCGACAGGAAGUGUUGGUAGCCUAAACCUGGUGAUGCCGACGCGUUUGGGGAAAGAGGUGGGAACUGACCAUGAUAGCGAUCGCACUGAGUCGUUGCCGCAGAGGGAGGACGACGAGCUUAUUCACGUACUUGACGCGGAUGACGAUAUACGAGCUAGAUCAGCAACGCUCGACAUCGAGGAUAAGCGCGAGAUGGGACUGCCUGUUCAUUCGAGUCCUCCACCGUCGCGGCAUGUUCAGGAUUUUGAUGACACGCAAGAAGAUACUCAAGACGGAGGUGAUGACCAUCGUUACGGUGUCCCGCUUACGCUGGAAGUCGCUGUCGAGACCGCUGAGGACGCAUCAACUAGAUCGGCUACCCCCGGCGUGGCCGAGAAGCAGGCAAUGGGACCGCUUGCUCAUUCAAGUCCUGUACGGUCGCAGCACGUUCAAGAUUUUAACGAUACGCAAGACGAGACUCGAGAGGCGCAUGAUGAAUAUCAUCUGAGUGGACCACGUGCGCUUGAAACCACCGAUGUACGCGAGGAAGCAGUGAACGGCCGUACCCAGGAUAACCGCACAGCAGCUGGCAAAAUCUCAUCGAAGGCUCCAGUCCCCGGCGGUCACGCAGCUCGCUCUCCGCCUGUUGAUGACCUCAAAGAUCAAGCUGCCACCAUUUUGGCGUCACGGUCUCCAGUGACCUGCGCCGCAUCACCUAAAUGUGUGGCUCACGCAGAUGUCGAUGAUGCAUCCGUGAUGUCCGCCGGAUCGUCUCCGAUCAUUGCCGCAUCGCAAGCUUCGCUGACUGGUGCGGUGAACGACAGUUUCAAACUCCCCAAUCAGUAUGAUGAAGCGGAACGCACGCAGCGAGCAAAAGCCGUACGGUGGGACACAGAUGAAGUCGAACACCCGCCACUCGGAGUGCAAUCCGAUGUAGACGAUGACGAUGAGUAUGGAGAUGAUUACGGCCACUCGAUGCUCUCCGCAGUGCAUGGCAUAACACAGAAGCUCAAAGUGGAAGCGGACUUCCCACGCACCCAACCCGGAUUCUACGACGCGUACACUAUCGAAGACGACGAUAUUUCUGCGAGCUUUGAACGUGCGUUGAACCAAACAAAUACGCAACCGGCCCAAUCCGUCCCGUUGAGCGCCCCGAUACCACCGCCAUUUCACGCGCCUGCGUUCAAAGAUCAAGAUCCUGAACCCGCCGAACAGGGCCUGAUCAAUUUCGCGUUCGCUUCGGGAAAGCAGCUGAAGCCGAAUAUGUCUACCAUUCGGCGCUUUGCGCAGUUUGUGGACCAGGAGUUGAGCGCAGAUGCCAAUCCGAUGUGUGCGUCCGGGGGUGGGCUGGGAUCGGGCCGUGCGAGUGUGUCGUUUGCGCCGAAAUCGUUGGGGGAUUUGAGGAGGGAGGUGCGUGGGUGGCGAACACCGCUUGGGGAGGGGGAUGGGAUGACUGUGGUGAAGGAGGUCCCGCACGCGGCGGAUGAAGGCACGAAUACGCCGAUGGACUACCGGGAACCGCCGCUGAAUGAGACAGCGCCGGGUCGUUCGGGAGGUCAACGAGAUCGCCACGGAGAAGGGGACGAGAAUUGUCAUCACGAGUUCCCUCCCCUGAUCCAAGAUUUUGCGAUCUCGAAGGACCGUGACUCGCCUACAACAAUCUCGGGGGACGACUAUUCGAUACUUGCGGAACCUUUUGGUGCAGCUAGAAUAGAGGCUGCACACGACGUGUCAUUCGAGGUGCCUGUACACCGGAUAAAUGGGAACCAAUCUGCUGUCCCAGAAGCAACGGUGGCGCACAAUACAGGUGCAAGUGAAUACUACGGCGGUCAGAUUUCCGACACGGUUCAAUCUGAACAUACGAGACGGCAGCGAUGGAAUUGGAACCACCAAGCGCGCUGGCCUCUCCCACACCCAUUCGACAUAGCGACGUUGUAGGAGCGCAGACGCCGUUCGCGCCACCAAAAGCUGCUUUUGCUGGAUUCAGCACAGGUCGGGGCAAGGCGUUGGGGCCUGUGAGCAAACAAGCACAGCAACGCGCGGUGACACUUGGAUUCAAUGCGGAAACGCCUUUUGAGAUCCCCGAAACGCCCGUUCCGAAGAAGAGACAAGCGAACCUGGUCGAGCAAUCUACUUCCGAAGAACAGCAAUUGAGUGGACGGAAAGUUGAUAA
Molecule: messenger RNA, 5178 nt
Organism: Fimicolochytrium jonesii
Lineage: Eukaryota; Fungi; Chytridiomycota; Chytridiomycetes; Spizellomycetales; Powellomycetaceae
Exons: 4
Coding region: 54-4943 (1629 amino acids)
Source: RefSeq, a predicted model, not a curated record